AUGUUUAUGGAUACAGCAGCUGGAGGUUCUCUGCUCAAGAAAGGGAGCUCGGAGGCAAUGGAGAUCAUUGAAAGCAUGGCUACUACAAGUUACCAAUGGCCAUCCGAGAGAGUUCAGUUGAAGAAAGUUACUGCUGCGUCCAGCUCAGAUCUCAUGGCAUUGAUUUUGACUCAGCUGGCAGAGAUGAACUUGAAAAUCAAUGCUAUGACUGUUGGCGAUUCUGAGCCAGCUGUAGAGAUCCCGACAGGCGUAGAAGACGUCAACUACAUUAAUGGCAGAAACUACGGGAACUUUCAGCACGGGCAACAGAGCGGGUAUAAUAAUGGACAACAGCUUCAUCAUGGAGGGCGUCCACAUCCGAAUUUGGCUUAUGGGAAUCCGAAUAACGCGCUCCAAGCUCCACCAGGCUUCUCUGAAGGGGCCAUGACGGCAAAAGAUGAGAGUGCACAGCUGAUUGAGAAAAAAUCUGAGGAGGUCACUGUUGAGAAAGAAAGGAUGAAGGAGCGGCUCUCUAAGUUUUUAGAGAUCUUUAAGAAGGUGAACAUCAACAUUCCGUUGGUGGAGAUGCCGCAGUAUGCCAAAUUCCUCAAGGACAUAGUCUCCCGAAAGAAGAAGUUGGGAGAGUUUGAGACGCAUUUCGGAAGGUCACUCUGCGAUCUGAGGGCGAGCAUAAACCUCAUGCCUUUAUCUGUUUUCCAGCAGCUGGCUAUUGGAGAGUUGAAGCCGACAUCAAUAAGGCUACAGAUGGCGGAUAGGUCGGUCACUUAUCUUCGUGGAAUUGUGGAGAACGUGCUCGUGAAGGUGGGGGAUUUCAUUCUCCCUGCUUAUUUUGUGGUUCUAGACAUUGAAGAUGACAACAAAAUCCCGCUAAUUUUGGGGCGUCCGUUCCUUGCAACGGGAAGAGCUUUAAUUGAUGUGGAGAAUGGAGAGCUCACACUGCGACUGCAUGAUGAGAGCCAAACUUUCUAUGUCUAUGAACCAUACCGCAUCCACAAGGACGAAGUGCCCAAGAAAGCAAAGGAUCCGGGAAUGGACCCAGGUGAUCGGAAGUUGAAAGGAGGAAUUUUGGCUGGUAAGAGUGGAGCAGGGGGCAGCUGUUCGCAGCACUACAUUACAACCCUUAAUGAAGACCUUUUGAUCUUGAUAUAUGCCUAG
Molecule: messenger RNA, 1155 nt
Organism: Salvia miltiorrhiza (redroot sage)
Lineage: Eukaryota; Viridiplantae; Streptophyta; Magnoliopsida; Lamiales; Lamiaceae
Exons: 6
Coding region: 1-1155 (384 amino acids)
Source: RefSeq, a predicted model, not a curated record